UGAGGGUCAAUUUCUUCCUAAAAUGAGGAGUCCAUCAUGCGAUGAAAGAAGCGCAUCGGCGGAAACGCAACGACGACGACGACGCCGCCCUCACAAAGAUUUCUUCCGGUGUGCCGCCCUUGUCCUCCCCUACCUAACCCCUACCGAACUAGCCUCCGUUUCCUUGACCUGCAAAACCCUGCGCCAAAUCUCCAAAUCCAUAACUCUCGGAAGAAUCUCCAACUCUUCCAGAGGGUUCGAGACCGUUCCAACCCCAUUCCUGAACCCCACAGCCAAAGCCAACGCACACCCGUACUCCUACUUUCUCUACACCCCGACCCAGACCCUCCCCGUAAGUCCGGAUACCCGCCAGUCCUGGGGCUCCAGCGAUGGUCCGCGGGUAGAGGGUCGACCCGACCCGUUUCUGUUCCGGGUCGAGGGUGCUAUCGGGUGCGAUUGCGAGACGUGCAGAAGUGGCGAUGGCUGCCCGUGCUCCGGGGAAUGUGGACCUAGCUGUAAAUGUGGGUCGGGCUGUGAAAAUCGGGCGAGUCAGGGCGGAAUCACGGCCAGGUUGAAGAUCGUGAGAGAUGAGAGGAAAGGGUGGGGUUUGUAUGCUGCUCAGUCCAUUCCUUGCGGACGAUUCGUCUGCGAGUAUGCAGGUGAGCUUUUAUCAACAAAAGAAGCCCGUAGAAGGCAACAGAUGUACGACAAACAACGUCACUCAGCAGCAGCUACAGCUUCUUCACUUCUGGUGGUAAAGGAGCAUCUUCCAUCAGGAACAGCAUGCAUGAGGAUCAAUAUCGACGCCACAAGAACUGGGAAUGUUAGCAGGUACAUUAACCAUUCUUGUGAUGGCGGGAAUCUGGACACGGUGAUUCUAAGAAGUUCUGGAGCCCUACUGCCCCGCAUUUGCUUCUUUACAUCCAGAGAUGUCGGAGAAGACGAGGAACUGAGUUUCAGCUAUGGUGACGUAAGUCUCAAUCCGAAUGGGCAGCCGUGUUUGUGCGGUAGCGCUGCAUGUACCGGCAUCCUGCCUUCUGAACAUACCUGAAAAUUGAAUUAAUCUAAUGUAAGUUUGUGAUGGCUGGCUGGCUGGCUAAUUAAUAUUGUUCUGGCAGCCAGUUAUUAUGCAUCUGUGGAUUAUUGUGUCUGAAUUUCUUGAUUCUGGAUUUGAAUUUUUUGUCUUUCUUCUUUUUUGUGUUUCUACGAUUAAACUCUAUUCAGGAAUACAUAUAUAAAUCAAUGAAGGUCUAGGAAUGGCAUUAGUAUAGCACAGCCAGAGCUAUGAAACACAGUUUAUUGAUUAAAGAAGAGCACAACCACAGCUAGCAUGCAUGGGCGUGGGUAUUACUAUAGUUAGGUGUCGGAUCGCUCCUCCUCAAAUAUCUUCCUAUCAUCCUAACAGUAACAAUUUCUUGA
Messenger RNA from Andrographis paniculata, 1398 nucleotides. Its product is annotated as histone-lysine N-methyltransferase SUVR3. Lineage: Eukaryota; Viridiplantae; Streptophyta; Magnoliopsida; Lamiales; Acanthaceae. Gene Ontology annotation, molecular function: protein binding. The coding region runs from base 23 to 1030 and encodes 335 amino acids. The record is from RefSeq and is a predicted model, not a curated record. The transcript has 2 exons.